Messenger RNA from Lepus europaeus (European hare), 1431 nucleotides. It is a transcript of the gene ANKRD34B, whose product is annotated as ankyrin repeat domain 34B. Gene Ontology annotation, molecular function: protein binding. Bases 1 to 1431 code for a protein of 476 amino acids. The transcript has a single exon. The record is from RefSeq and is a predicted model, not a curated record. Lineage: Eukaryota; Metazoa; Chordata; Mammalia; Lagomorpha; Leporidae.
AUGGAGGAGAGCGCGGACGUGUCCAGCGAGGGCAACUCGCUGAUCAAGGCGGUGCACCAGAGCCGCCUGCGCCUCGCCCGGCUGCUGCUGGAGGGCGGCGCCUACAUCAACGAGAGCAACGAGCGCGGGGAGACGCCGCUGAUGGUGGCCUGCAAGAGCAAGCACGUGGACGCCCGGGGCGUCAGCAAGGCCAAGAUGGUGAGGUACCUGCUGGAGAACGAGGCCGACCCCAACAUCCAGGACAAGGCUGGGAAGACGGCCCUCAUGCACGCCUGCCUGGAGCGCGCCGGCCCCGAGGUGGUCUCGCUGCUGCUCCGCAGCGGGGCCGACCUCAGCCUGCAGGACCACAGCGGCUGCUCGGCCCUGGUGUACGCCAUCGACGCCGACGACCCGGAGACGCUGCAGGUCCUGCUCAGCGCCUGCAAGGCCAGGGGCAAGGAGGUCAUCAUCAUCACCACGGCCAAGUCGCCCUGCGGGAAGCUCACCUCCAAGCAGUACCUGAACACGCCUCCCGCGGGCGCGCCGCGCGGCCCGGCCCCCUGCGCCUCGCCCUCGGAGAUAGACCUCCGGGCGGCCUGCGCGGAGGACGCGGAGCUGGCGCGUCCCGGCGCCGCCCAGGACGCCUGGGACGCGGGCUCCCCGGGGAGGAAGCCCGCGCUGGCCCCGGCCAGCCCCUGGAGCAGGAGCCCCCCGGCCCGGAUGCGCCCCAGCAGGGUGGCCUCGCUGCAGGAGGAGCCGCAGGACGCGUCCCCCGAGGAGGAGCUGUGCCGCCGCGCCAGCGCGCUGGCGCUGUCCAGACGCUUCAUCACCAGGCACCAGAGCAUCGACGUCAAGGACACCGCGCACCUGCUCAGAGCCCUGGAGCAGAGCGGCGCCAGGAGGGUGUCGCACGAAGAGCCGCGCCACCGGGCCUUCUCCGCAGAGGCGCACCUGCCGCCGGGCGCCGAGGAGGACGCGGACGCGGACCCCGCCCAGCCAGCCUUUGCUUCCACCUUAAGAAGCGUCGUGCAGAAAAGAAACUCCGGGGCCAACCACUACAGCUCCGACUCGCAGCUCUCCGCCGCUCCGGCCGCGGAAGACGGCAAGGCGCUGGCCGGCAAGAGGAAGGUCCUGGCCCCGGAGACCGCGCCCCCGGGCGCCCUGAGCAGGCGGCACCACGCGGCUCUGGAGAGGCGCGGCUCCGGGGCCUGGCCGCCCGAGCUCGGGGUCCCCCAGCCCAGGCCCGGGUUCCUGCCGCCCCUCCCCGUGACCCCCCACCCGCCCCUCCCGGAGGUCAGUGCCAGCAACAAGAUGGGCGGCCUCCUGUCCUGUGGCCAGAGAGUGCUUGUGCCCACGGUUCCCGCUUUCCCUAAGGAAUUCGGGAGUAAAAAAAUGUUGCUGAGGAGACAGUCAUUACAGACGGAGCAAAUUAAACAGCUGGUGAAUUUUUAA